This is a messenger RNA of Paramecium tetraurelia, 186 nucleotides long. RefSeq lists its product as uncharacterized. NCBI's taxonomy places the organism in Eukaryota, Ciliophora, Oligohymenophorea, Peniculida, Parameciidae. The record is from RefSeq and is a predicted model, not a curated record. The transcript is spliced from 3 exons.
AUGUAUUUACCUACGUUUUAUAAACUUGGUUACGAGGCUUGGACUGCCAAAAGCAAGAGAUUCUUAGGAAUACUACCCGCAGUUGGAUGUUGGGCUGUUUGGGCUCUCUAUCCCAAUUUGUAUAAUACAAUCUACACUGAUUUUAUCCCACCUCCUAAAGGUGUCUAAAGAAGAGUACAAGAAUGA